AUGGGUCGGAGACGAUUCUACGGCAUUAGACGAGUUCUAGCAGAAUGCAGAGAAACGAAGGAUUUUCGGUGGCGGGGUAGAGAGAAUGACAGGAAGAGCAAGCGGAGGGCCCGGACCACAUUCACAGCAGAGCAGCUUCAGGAGCUGGAGAAGAUCUUCAAGUUCACCCAUUACCCGGACAUCAACAUCCGCAACCAGCUGGCCGCCAAGAUCAACCUCCCAGAGGCCAGGGUGCAGAUCUGGUUCCAGAAUCAACGAGCGAAGUGGAGAAAGCAUGAGAAAUUUGGUAAUUUUGGUGGCCUGCAGCACUUGACCGAAGUGGACUUUAUCCCAGCUCCAAAGCCAGACAUCACUGUUCCCGGCUUGAUACCCAGGUCUCUGCCUAGCUUGGCUCCCCCCUCUGGAUAUUACCUUCCAAACCAAGGGCAGCUGAUGCCCACCUGGUUCCCACCCAACAUCCUCCCCUUCGUCCCAUUACCUUGGGACAGUCUGCCUUUACCCAGCACUCAUUUCCGAUUUGAAAAUCUCCCCAUCUCCAGCAUCCCUCUACCCCAGAAUCCCGAAUGGGGCAGAGUAUGCACAAGGAAUACGUAGAAAGAGGGAGGGUCCUCUUGGCUUCGACUGCCAGCCCUGGACCUCCACUUACAGCAGAGGGGCCCAAGAGCCAGCCAGAGAAUCCAAGCCCGGCCGAGACCUACCGUACAAGAGCCAGUCAAAGGACGCAGCACUGCAACACUCCCUGAAUCUGGAAGAUAGCUGGUAAAAUUCCAAGGCGCUGGAAUAUUCUCCACUGAACCAACUGCCUCUGAAGAGCUGGGUACGAGUGUUUAUGGAGGUGGGGAACAGUACAACGAUUCUCAGAAUAAAGUCUUUCACUUCUUUUCUAAGACCCAGCAGAUUCUCUUGUCCCGAAUACGGUCUGGGCAAGCAACAGUAUUUUGAACAAGACUCCGGAGGGGCCUAUUCAAGGGGUGGAGUGUUUUUCCACCAAUCAGGAGACUUGAUGGAUUGGACCUAACGACUGACAGGGAUCAAUAGUCUUCCUUGUACCUUACAGAUUGGUAUUGUAUCCAUUUCCGUGGAUGGGGACGGAUGGGGGUUUAAAUGAAAUCAUUUAGGUCAAAAAUCAAGUUCUACUUCAGUUGUGUUUUGGUGGGGUCUUUUGGCUUGUUUCUAAUUUAAAUAAAAAGCACAGAACGAGCUUUUCCUUUGGGUGCAGUGGUAUCGAGAAAGCGUUCAUUCGCUGGGCUACAUCCCGGCAGCGGAAGAUAUUUGAAUGGAAAUCUGUUUGGGGAGUUGUGAUUUCCACAAAGUCAGGAAUCUUUGAGUUCCAGAGGCAGAAUUUUUAAAGAGAGAAAUUGACUGAGGCGGAAGCAAGAU
Molecule: messenger RNA, 1380 nt
Organism: Ornithorhynchus anatinus (platypus)
Lineage: Eukaryota; Metazoa; Chordata; Mammalia; Monotremata; Ornithorhynchidae
Gene: ISX
Product: intestine specific homeobox
Exons: 4
Coding region: 1-594 (197 amino acids)
Biological process (GO): regulation of transcription by RNA polymerase II
Molecular function (GO): RNA polymerase II transcription regulatory region sequence-specific DNA binding; DNA-binding transcription factor activity, RNA polymerase II-specific
Source: RefSeq, a predicted model, not a curated record